GCACUUGAGACAUGUCCUUUUGCUCGUGUAAAAAUUUCCUCAUUUCCUCACGCUGAUCGCUGUUCUGUCCCUUUGCUCCCCUCUUGCUCUCUCUCUCUCUCUCUCUCUCUCUCUCUCGCUCGCGCUCGCUGCAAAUCUCAGCCGGAUCGCCAAAGCAGAUGGCAAUGCAGGAACCUACUCCUACUGCUCCGCCUAGUGCCGAGGUAGUUGGCAAUGCUUUUGUGGAGCAAUAUUAUCAUAUCCUUCACCAGUCCCCAGAAAUGGUGCAUAGAUUUUACCAGGAUUCAAGUUUGCUGAGCCGACCAGAUGUUAAUGGUGUGAUGACUAAAGUCACAACGAUGCAAGCUAUCAAUGAGAAGAUUAUGUCCCUGAAUUACGAAGACUAUACUGUGGAGAUAGAAACUGCUGAUGCGCAAGAGUCUCAUGAGAAAGGGGUGAUUGUUCUUGUUACUGGAUGUCUAACUGGAAAGGAUAAUGCCAGAAGGAAGUUUACUCAGACAUUCUUUCUAGCUCCUCAAGACAAAGGCUACUUUGUUCUGAAUGAUGUUUUUAGGUAUGUUGGGGAAAGUGAAUCAUUGGUCAAUGGUACGAAUGAUAAUGCGCCAGCAGUUGCAUUGAUCCCUGAACUUGGGGCCAUAAAUGCUCCAGAUCAACUUGCUGCUGAGCCUGCAGCUGCCAUCGAGGAGGAAGAUCUUGAGAAUGUUGCUGAAGUGUGUGAUCCCUCAGAUAAUGAAGGCUCUGUGCUUGAAGAAGAGACCAUUGAAUCCCCAGUUCAUAAAGCUGCGGAAUCCAUUCCUGCAGCUGAGGAGGAUGCUCCAAAGACAUAUGCCUCCAUCCUUAAAGCAAUGCAAGGUAAUGCAGCAUCUCGCUCUGUUCCUGUUCCUUCCAAUAGAGCGGCUGGUGGAGCUACAACCAAUGUGCAGCAGUCAACUGUUUCUGUACCUGCAAAACCCAGUGCUCCCAUCACAUCGGCACCGGUUAGUGAUGAUGCUCCUGAAAGCAGCAACCAUAAUGAAGAAGUUGAAGGCCACUCGAUAUAUAUACGGAACUUGCCUUACAAUGCAACAGUUGAGCUACUUGAGGAGGAGUUCAGAAAAUUUGGGCCCAUAAAACCUAAUGGCAUCCAAGUCCGUAGUGCUAAGCAAGGUUCAUGCUUUGGUUUUGUUGAGUUCGAAGCAUUGAGUUCCAUGCAAAGUGCACUUCAGGCAUCUCCAAUUACGAUAGGGGACUAUCAAGCAGUUGUUGAAGAGAAAAGAACUACUACUCGAGUUACUGGAAAUAGCGGUGGCAGUAGAGGCAGGUACUCUAGUAGAGGUGGAUUUCGCAGUGACAGCUUUAGGGGGCGUGGAAAUUACAGUGGUGGUCGGGGCUAUGGUAGGAACGAGUUCAGAGCUCAGGGUGACUAUUCAGGUCGCCCGAGAGGCUCGGCAGGACGUGGUGGUGAAACUUAUCAACGGGUUAAUCCGAAUGGAUUAGGCAGAGGUGGGCGUCAAGGUGGCGGAAAUCGCGGCUCCGUGCCUCCUUCAACGUGACCGGGAUGCACAUUUGAGAGACCAAUUUUUUGGCGGUACAAAGAUGAGGAGUUCAAAGGAAGUGGAAGCGAUUUUUUUCCAUUUCCUUCUUACCCUUUCGUAAUUGUGACUGCUUAUGAUAAGAGCUAAUUUUGGGCUUGGGGAAUUUCAUAGGAGCUUAUGUGACAGGAGAGAGGUGAUUUUGUGAUUAUAUAUUCUUCUGCAACAUGUCACUAAUUUUUUUUCUUUUUCCCCUCCAAGUACUGCUAUUGCUUUUAUCUCGUUACUUGGUCACGGGGAAAGGGAAUUCGGUCACAUGUUUGCAAUGCUAGUUGCCACCAUGGCCUUAAACUCUUGCUCAUGGUUUGCUAUGUAUAAGAUGCGAGACGAUUUGCAUGCUCA
Messenger RNA from Syzygium oleosum, 1913 nucleotides. Its product is annotated as nuclear transport factor 2-like. Gene Ontology annotation, cellular component: ribonucleoprotein complex; cytosol. NCBI's taxonomy places the organism in Eukaryota, Viridiplantae, Streptophyta, Magnoliopsida, Myrtales, Myrtaceae. The record is from RefSeq and is a predicted model, not a curated record. The transcript has 9 exons. Bases 159 to 1532 code for a protein of 457 amino acids. Gene Ontology annotation, molecular function: mRNA binding.